This is a messenger RNA of Sardina pilchardus (European sardine), 1677 nucleotides long. Its product is annotated as protocadherin gamma-A11-like. The record is from RefSeq and is a predicted model, not a curated record. Bases 1 to 1677 code for a protein of 558 amino acids. Gene Ontology annotation, molecular function: calcium ion binding. NCBI's taxonomy places the organism in Eukaryota, Metazoa, Chordata, Actinopteri, Clupeiformes, Clupeidae. The transcript is spliced from 3 exons. Gene Ontology annotation, biological process: homophilic cell-cell adhesion. Gene Ontology annotation, cellular component: plasma membrane.
AUGAAAGGUGGAUCUGUAAUUGGAAAUAUAGCGAAGGAUCUUGGACUAGAUGCGAACCGGUUGUCUGCUCGUAAGGCGCGCAUUGACGCCGAAGACGGGGGUAAAAAUGUCGAGCUAGUGUUAGAUAAAGAGCUUGAUCGCGAAAAGGAGCAGGAGGUGAAAUUAAUUCUCACCGCGGCAGACGGCGGGUCUCCUCCCCGAUCAGGCUCCGUAGAAAUACACGUUACGGUGCUAGAUGCGAAUGAUAAUUCUCCUCUGUUUAGUCAGUCUGUGUAUCGAGUCAGUUUGCCAGAGAACUCCCCUUUAGACACAUUAGUUGUUAAAGUGAGUGCUACGGACGCAGACGAAGGGCCCAAUGGAGACGUAACCUAUGAAUUUAGCCGUAUAUCUAAUAAGGCAAGAAAGGUUCUUUCAUUAGACCCAACCACUGGCGAGAUUAAGGUAAUAGGACCAAUUGACUUUGAAGAGGAGACACGAUACGAAUUACGCAUCGAAGCCAAAGACGGGUUUGGCCUCUCCACAGACAGUAAAGUGAUCAUAGAGAUAUCUGAUGUAAAUGACAAUGCCCCUGUGAUUCUUCUGAAAAGUUUAAGUGAUCCAGUGUCCGAGAGCGCACCGCCUGGUACUGAGGUGGGCAUCAUAAACGUGCAGGACAGAGACUCUGAGAAGAACAGACAGGUCCGCUGCUCAAUACAGCACGACGUUCCGUUUAAACUAGUGCCAUCCAUGAAAAAUUAUUAUUCUCUGGUGACAACAAGUGAGCUGGACCGAGAAACGUUGUCGGCGUACAAUAUUACAAUAACAGCUACUGACGAAGGUUCCCCACCCCUGUCGUCCUUUAAAGACGUGCAGUUAUCAGUAGCCGAUGUCAACGACAAUCCGCCAAAGUUUGAGCACCAGACUCUUAGUGCGCACGUGACGGAAAAUAAUAAGCCGGGGUCCUCCUUGUGUUCAGUUACAGCAACGGACCCCGAUUGGAGGCAGAAUGGCACAGUAACGUACUCACUUUCUGCUGGUGAAGUCCAUGGCUUUCCGGUGUCCUCGUUAUUAUCCAUAAAUGGAGACACAGGUGUCAUUCAUGCUGUUAGGUCUUUCGAUUACGAGCAGUUCCGAAGUUUUAACGUUCAAGUUGUAGCACGAGACAACGGCUCUCCUCCCCUAAGCAGUAAUGUAACCGUCGGUGUUUUUAUAUCAGACGAGAAUGACAACUCCCCGCAGAUAUUAUAUCCCGCCCCGGAUGGAAACUCCUUCAUGACUGAAAUGGUGCCCAAAACUGUACAAGCAAACUCUUUAGUCUCCAAAGUGAUUGCAGUUGACGCUGAUUCUGGGCAGAACGCAUGGCUUUCGUUUCACAUUGUGAAGGCCACUGAUCCUGGACUGUUCACAAUCAGUCUCCACAGUGGAGAGAUCAAGACGCUGAGAGAUAUCUCGGAAUCUGAUGUUAUGAAACAGACUCUAGUUGUUGCUGUGAGGGAUAACGGAAAACCUGUUCUCUCUGCAACCUGCACCAUGUAUUUACUUAUUUCUGAUAACUUGGCUGAAGUUCCUGAACUGAAGGACAUGUCCUUUGAUGAAAGCAAUUCGAAGCUCACUUCCUAUCUGAUCAUUGCGCUUGUGUCUGUCUGCACAAUUUUCUUUGCUUUUAUCGUGGUGGCUUUUAUUUGCCAGCGAGGAUAA